Acanthochromis polyacanthus (spiny chromis) is the source of this 2409-nucleotide messenger RNA. It is a transcript of the gene mab21l1, whose product is annotated as mab-21-like 1. The record is from RefSeq and is a predicted model, not a curated record. The coding region runs from base 433 to 1512 and encodes 359 amino acids. NCBI's taxonomy places the organism in Eukaryota, Metazoa, Chordata, Actinopteri, Pomacentridae. The transcript has a single exon.
UGUGUGUGUCUCUCCCUGUUGUAAAACACAGCAACACCGGGCGUCUGCGUCAGGAGGGCACACUCCACUCUGCGCAAUUACGCGGACUCCUAACUGGCACAGUGAUCAGAGGACAACGAAAAAGCUUCUUUUUUUUCUCCGGCUACUGAACAAGGUUGAAAUGGACUUUUAAUCACGACAGCCUGACUAUUUCGAGGACUUGCUUCGAGCACUUCAAUGCAGUUUACGGCACAACAGCUGUGAAUGUUGUGAUCUGAUUAUUACGCAUGUGCUCUGAGCACAGCUUUCAGUAGUUCCUUUUUUAGAAAUAGACUUUUUUUCUUUUUAAAUAGCUUUCUUUCUUCUCUAAAAUUGGCUCCCGUACAAACAGCCGCGUUGGAUCCCUCGGCUUAUUGCGAGACUCCGGUGUAUAACCCGGAUCUCUGCCCUAAUAUGAUAGCCGCCCAGGCAAAGUUGGUGUAUCACCUAAACAAAUACUACAACGAGAAAUGUCAGUCUCGAAAGGCAGCCAUCUCCAAGACCAUCCGAGAGGUGUGCAAGGUGGUUUCGGAUGUCCUGAAGGAGGUCGAGGUGCAGGAGCCCCGCUUUAUCAGCUCUCUCAGCGAGAUGGAUAAUCGUUUCGAGGGGCUGGAGGUCAUUUCCCCCACCGAGUUCGAGGUUGUGCUCUAUCUGAAUCAGAUGGGAGUAUUCAACUUUGUGGAUGACGGCUCUCUCCCGGGCUGCGCCGUCCUCAAACUCAGCGAUGGCCGCAAGAGAAGCAUGUCUCUCUGGGUUGAAUUCAUCACAGCCUCCGGUUACCUCUCGGCGCGCAAGAUCCGAUCGAGAUUUCAGACACUGGUGGCGCAGGCAGUAGACAAAUGCAGCUACAGAGAUGUUGUCAAAAUGGUCGCUGACACCAGCGAAGUGAAGCUGCGUAUUAGAGACAGAUAUGUGGUGCAAAUCACGCCGGCUUUCAAGUGCACUGGCAUCUGGCCACGAAGCGCUGCGCACUGGCCUCUGCCUCACAUCCCCUGGCCGGGACCGAACAGAGUGGCCGAAGUGAAAGCGGAAGGUUUCAAUCUUUUAUCCAAAGAGUGCUACUCCCUGAACGGCAAGCAGAGCUCAGCAGAGAGCGACGCCUGGGUGUUGCAGUUCGCCGAGGCCGAGAACCGGCUCCUGCUGGGUGGAUGCAGGAAGAAAUGCUUGUCAGUGCUCAAAGCGCUGAGAGACCGUCACCUCGAACUGCCCGGACAACCUCUGAACAACUACCACAUGAAAACUUUGGUUUCCUACGAGUGUGAGAAGCAUCCCAGGGAGUCGGACUGGGACGAGAACUGCCUCGGCGACCGUCUGAACGGGAUACUAUUGCAGCUUAUUUCAUGUUUGCAGUGCAGAAGGUGCCCGCAUUAUUUCCUGCCCAAUUUAGACCUGUUUCAAGGAAAACCUCACUCUGCUCUCGAGAAUGCAGCCAAACAGACUUGGCGACUGGCAAGAGAAAUAUUGACCAACCCCAAAAGCUUGGAGAAACUCUGAGGUAAAAAAAAAAUCAAACAAAAAACAAAGUUAGUUCACCUCGUCUUAAAAAGUGUGUUAAAGAGGCCUAACGAGCUCAUAAACGGACAGAAAAAUAUUGCCAACCGAUUUGCAAAGUCUUGUGAAAUGUGACUGUCCUCUGUUGUUUAAUAUGUUUUGGCCAGGCCUGUUUCAAGAUGAUUUUUUAUAACAGUUUAGUUUGACAUUAUCCCCGUGCACCUUUUGGUGGUGUCAAUAUUUAGGAUCAGCUUUGGCCCCAAUUAAUCCAAGAGGCCACCUCAGCAGUGGCUUAUUUUCUCUCCGUGCCACACGGUUGCCUAAAUCCUACAUUUCCUUAAAAUGCUUUAAAAUAAAGCCCCCGUGACAAACUUUGGAAAAAUAAAAACCUGCAUCUGUACAUUUUAUACUGUAAAUACAUUCAUGGAUUGUGAUUCAAGUGGUCUGAAAUUGUGAAUGUUGUUCUGUGACACGUAAAUAGGAUCCACCUGUUAAAAUCUACUUCUGAACUUUUUCUUUAUCUGGUAGAAACGUUAUUAAUUUAUACUUGCAUCAGUGGUAGUCUGAUUCACCUGUUUCAAUGGACAUUUUCUAAUUUUUGAAAGUUUACAUUAUGAUGGUAGGGUACCACAUUGUUACAUUGAAAACAUUCCAUCAAUUUACUUGAAUUAUUAUUUAAGGUACUCAAACAUUUUUGAGUUGUUUUUUUUUCCUCUACCAUGCUUAGGCCUACAUGAAAAAAAGAAAAAUGAUAACAUAUAUAUUAUAUAAAUAAAUAUAUUACAGUUUAAUUGGAAAAAAAUGCACUUGAAAUACACUGGAUUAUAACAUCUGUGAUCUGAUUUUUUUAUUUCUGUCUUUGAUCUAAUUUAAAGAGCUAAUAAAACGAGCUGUUUUAUA